Messenger RNA from Magallana angulata, 1220 nucleotides. RefSeq lists its product as uncharacterized. NCBI's taxonomy places the organism in Eukaryota, Metazoa, Mollusca, Bivalvia, Ostreida, Ostreidae. The transcript is spliced from 4 exons. The coding region runs from base 1 to 843 and encodes 280 amino acids. The record is from RefSeq and is a predicted model, not a curated record.
AUGAACAGCAUUUGUAUCAACAAUAGCGAUGAACACUCGAUAGCCCCUUGUACUCCUAUGGUAAAGCGAAAUACAAAGAUGGCGGAGAAGGGUGCAACAGUUAAAAUCAAAGUGAGGCAGAAAAAUAGCGAAGGAGAGUUGCAAGAAAUGACUUGCGAGAUGAAUGAAGAAUUGGCUAUUUUCUUGAAUAGCCCAAAUGGGGAUCCAGAGACUAAAGAAUCAAUUGUUAAAAUGAUUUUUGAUACCCAAGCCCCCCAAGUGGAACAAGGUCCUGAAACUCCUGACAGUGUCCUACAUACAGCGGAAACAGAAGAUAGUGAUCAAAAGGUUCACAUAUGGAGUGAAACUGAAGAAAAGCAGCUAAUUGCACUACGAACAGAAAUGGAUGAUGCCUUCUACAAAAACAAAAAUCAUGAAACAUUAUGGCAAAAGAUUUUUGAGAAUAUGAAUUCGGCCGGAAUUAAAGUCACCAAGCAGCAGAUCAUGAAUAAGUGGAGAAAUCUGAAAAGAAAAUAUAAAGAAACCAUUGACUUAAACAAGAAAACUGGUAAUGAGAAGCAUGAAUUCAAGUACCAAAAUGAAUUUGAUAAUUUGUUUGGACAUAAGGCAUCAACGAAAGCAGCAGUGUCAUUUGACAGUGGUGUAAAUGCAGAAGAAAGCAAGAAUAAAAGAGAGAUUGAUAAGAAAGCAACACGACCCAGAAAGCGUUCUGCAGAAAAUCUGCUAAUGAAAAUGGAAAAUAUGAACAAGGAAAUGAGAGAACAGAUGGAGCGGCAUCAGGAGGAAAAGCUCAGACGCUUUGACAGAUUGCUUGACAUCAUUGAAAAACAGGGUCAAAAAUGAUAUUUUUAAAGUUGACAUGUCUUCCACUCGACACAUUGGUUUCCUUUUUUUUUUUUUUGAAGAAAUACAGUUAGUAAAAAAGAAUUCUUUAUUCAGAAACCAUUUUGUAUAUGAAGUUUAAUAGGCUUUUUUGUUGAGUUUAUGACCAUAAAAACAAUGAAUAACGUCAUAAUGUGCCCAAAUUUAUCUGGAAGUGAGAAAUGAAACAGAUAAAUUGACUAUUUGAUUUUAACAGAAAUGGCUACUUUCUAUUAUUUACAAUGAAUGACGGCUGUACUUUUGGGGAAGUAAAAGGAUCGGUUUUUUAUUUUGUUUGACUAAUAGAAAUGUCAUUAUGAUUGUUUUUGUUUGUUGUUGUUUAUAUCUUGAUUUUGUUA